This is a messenger RNA of Acanthocheilonema viteae, 447 nucleotides long. NCBI's taxonomy places the organism in Eukaryota, Metazoa, Nematoda, Chromadorea, Rhabditida, Onchocercidae. The record is from the annotation of a GenBank genome assembly.
AUGAUUCGCGAUAUACCGGUUCUCUGUCUUUGCAUUUUGCAUUUAGCAAUGCCUCGAAAAAAACUUCUUUACCUUCCACAUUUUCAAGUGUUUUGGUUGGUUGUUUAUUUGAGUGCAUUUGCACUCGGAUCAUUUUUUGGUUGUGCUUUACGAUCCGCAUAUCGACACACCAAAGGUCAACAACUGAAAAACAUUCGGAGUGGAUUUGCGCUUGGAGUACGAGCACUCGGUAUUGCCACUGUUUUGUCAGUAUCCGGUGUUGGUUUAUUCAUUAUCUCCGUAUCCACAGCACUCCAAGUUGAUACUCCGCAACAGUUCGGCCAAAAAAUGGUCAACUUGUGCGGUGACCGUUUUCGUAUUGAUAGAGGAGAAAGCGUUACAACGUUUUCUGAGUGUUAUCAUGAUCUCGCCGUGAUUAUACCUGAUCACGAUAAAAGAUUUAGAUGA